CCACAAACUUUCCAUAUAACCAUUCCACAUUUACCUUGCCGGAAAGCCUGAAAAUGCUGGAAAUCACAACUCACUGGCAUCUCCUGGAUGGCAAUCUGCAAGAUGUGAUAAAUAUUGCUUAUCUGGACGGGAAGACCACAGAACUUCCGGAAUUCCCAACAGACAUCGUGGAUGAGGCUCGUACAAUUGUCCUGGAACGUGCUGGAGAUGAGGAUCAGUGUAGUCUCAACAUUCGCUGUGUAAAUGAUCUCAUUGUCUCCAUCAGCUUUGCUGUUUCGUACUGCAAAAGAGCUGAGAUCUUCACGGGGAUUUCCUCAGUGUACCGGGAAACAAUCACUGGGGCAGUUUACAGUGAGAUCAACGAGCUGGAUGUUUACAGAUAUGAUAUACGGUUCGAUAAAGGAGAGUCCUUGGUCACAAUUAAACUCAUUCCUCAAGACAGUACCAUUGUAAUCUUCGGGAUCUUCAUCAAUGCUGUGGAACGCCUGAAGAAUACCAUGAAUCCUCCAACAAUGAUGGAUUUCUCAGGAGUGGAGAACCUACUGAAAGGAACUGGAAUAGAACUAUCGGAAAAUGCCCUGAAAUGCAAAGAUUUCCUCCAGAAAGCCAUGGGAGGCGCUGGAAAAAUGAUUCCCGGAGCUUUUCCUGAAAGUUUCCCUUCAGGCUCAGCACAGACGACGACACAGCCAAAAGAAGAUCUCAAAAGCUUUCUCGACCAGAGAUUGCAGCAAAUGGAAGAGAAGCUGACCAGGAGGAUUGACGAGCGACUAAAUGAGAUGGAGAAGCGUCAAAAUGAAAAACUAACAGAGAUUCUCAAACAAAUUCAAUGCCUUCAGGUGGAGAAAUAAAUUUAAGAUUACAGUU
This is a messenger RNA of Lutzomyia longipalpis, 864 nucleotides long. RefSeq lists its product as uncharacterized. The record is from RefSeq and is a predicted model, not a curated record. Bases 54 to 848 code for a protein of 264 amino acids. Lineage: Eukaryota; Metazoa; Arthropoda; Insecta; Diptera; Psychodidae. The transcript has 3 exons.